CCCUGAGUUUAACGACGUAGGUAUUUUUCGGCCCAAUGAAUGGUGACCGAGUUUGAUUGGUGUGUCGUCUGUGGAGUUGAACUUCCUUGGGUGCUCCAUUCUCGCAACUUGAUCAUCCAGCAUCACCACCAUGCUCUCGAAACAAGUGUCCUCGUUGUUGGUGCAUGCACUCCGCCGCACCGCCAUCGGCGGCACCAAAGCCCUCGCCAUGCACCAUUCAACUACCUCGUCCGUUGUGACCUUGGCGUCCGCGGCCCAUUCCCGCGCGUUCUCCCAUCUUCGAUUGGAAACCGUCACAACCGCCACACUUGUCCCCGACGACGACGACCUGAACAACAUCGUCGACAUUGACGACGCACAGGACGACGCGGCAGCCACGUCUGGCUUUGUCGACCAAAAACCGCUGUCGGACUUCAACCUGUCGGCUCAAACGACCAAGAACCUCGAACGCGCGGGCAUCACACACCUCUUCCCCGUGCAAGUGGAAUCGUUUUCGACCAUGAUGCAAGGCAAGGACAUCAUGGGUCGGUCCAAGACCGGGUCGGGCAAGACGUUGGCGUUUGCAUUGCCCAUUGUCGAGCGCUUGUUGUCGACGCCGGCGACGCAAUCGCGCGCGCCACGCGCCGUGGCCAUGCUGCCCACACGUGAACUGGCACAGCAAGUGGCCGACGAAUUCCGCCGCAUCGCGCCGCAAUUACGCGUGUCGCUUGUCGUGGGUGGCGUGUCGUACGUCGGGCAGGAGAACGAACUCCGCCGCGGGAUCGACAUCUUGGUCGGGACCCCCGGGCGCGUCGUGGACAUGAUGGACAAGGGCAACUUGGACCUGUCGCACAUUGAAGUGAGCGUGCUCGACGAGGCCGACAUGAUGCUCAAGUUUGGCUUCCAGGAAGAAGUCGAAACCAUCCUCGGUGCCAUGCCCGACACCAAGCAGUGUGUCAUGUGGAGCGCCACCACGCCCAAGUGGGUGCACACAAUCGCGCGGCAGUACCUGAACAAGCCCACGACCAUCGACUUGGUCGGCGAAGACAACUCGAAGCUCCCCGCCACGGUGGCCCAUAAAGCCAUCUUGGUCUCCCGCGAUUCCAAAGACCACGUGCUCGAAAGCGUGCUCAAUCUGUACGCGCAGGGGGGCCAAGCGCUCAUCUUUACUGAAACCAAGCAGGAAGCGGACGAGUUGGUGGCGUUCCUCAGUGCCCGCGCCAAGGGCGUGCGCGUCCUCCACGGCGACCUCUCGCAGAACCUCCGCUCGUCCACGAUGAAGGGCUUCCGCAACGGCGACGUACGCACGCUCAUCUGCACAGACAUUGCCGCACGCGGGCUCGACAUUGCUAACGUUGACCUUGUGAUUCAAUACCGUCUAAGCAACGACCAGGAGAACUUUGUGCACCGCGCGGGCCGCACUGGACGCGCCGGACGCCGCGGCGUGAACGUCGUCUUGUUCGAGUCGCGCGAUAUCCGUGAGGUGCGCGACCUAGAGUCCAAGUUUGGCAUGACGUUCAACCACGCGGCGGCGCCGCUGCCGGCUCAAACGCUGUCGCAUGCGAUGACGACGGUCACGGAGAAGCUCAACAACGUCGCGUUCGACGGCCGCAAAGCAUUUGAAGCCACGGCCAAGAAGUUGCUAGAGAACGAAGAUGAACGCUUACAUGUGGUGAGUUCGGCGCUGGCGUUGCUGGCCGGCUUCGAAGCCAAGGGCCCUACGGUCUACUCGAUGCUCACAGCGCAGGCGCAUAUCCAAACGCUGAGUCUGGUCGGCGAUCGGUCGUGGAAUGCCGACGCCAUCUCGAGCUUCCUCGGUGAAGUCAAGGUGACCGUGCCCUACUCCAAGGUGAUCAAGGGCGACAACAGCACGUUCUACUUUGACGUGCCGCACAAGCAUGUGGACACGGUGCUGGAGCAUGGCGAGUCCAAGAAUGUGGUGGUGGCCCCCGUGACGGAGCUGCCCAAGAUCACGGUGGGCGGCUUGCAGCGCGGCGGCGGGUCGCGCGGACAAGGCGGCGGCGGCAGCCGGUCGGGCUAUGGAGGCGGCAACCGAUUCCGCGACUCGAACAGCUCGCGAUAUGGUGGCAACAACCACAGCAACGCACGCAGCAACUAUGGCAACUCGCGAUUCGACAGCGGGUUUUCGAGAAAUUCCAACUCGAACUACAGCAACCGCAACGGCGGCGGCAGCUACUCGAGUGGACGCAAGUCGUACGAUAACAACAAUGGAUGGGGCCACAGCAGCGGCGGCGGCGGCGGCAGUAGCUCGUCGCCCAAGGGCAAGUGGUUGUAGGAUAUUUACAAUAGAUUUCGAAAUAAAUAUACUUUUGAGGGGCUUUUUGCCAGAAUAGAUGAGAGC
Molecule: messenger RNA, 2341 nt
Organism: Aphanomyces astaci
Lineage: Eukaryota; Oomycota; Saprolegniomycetes; Saprolegniales; Verrucalvaceae
Exons: 1
Coding region: 131-2275 (714 amino acids)
Molecular function (GO): ATP binding; nucleic acid binding
Source: RefSeq, a predicted model, not a curated record